AUGGCGACCAAACUCACAACCUUAGAACACGCCGAUGUUGGCAAGCUGACCGGAAUCCAGGCCCCUGCACACCCAGAAGUAGAGCAGUAUCUCGGAAUCCAAUAUGCAAAAUUGGCAAAUCGUUUCGCGAGAGGCACACUGGUUGAGACAUUCCUUGGUCCCAUCGAGGCGACAUCAGUAGGACGUCUUCCCAUUGCCAAUCCCAACAACUGUGACAGCGAACAUCGAUUGUUCCAGCACACUCUGCCCCAUCCAGAGUAUGAGUUUAGCGAGACCGAGUGUCUGACCCUGAACGUAUCCUUACCCUCUUCGAGGACCACAAAUCAAACCUUGCCCGUGGUUGUCUUUGUCCAUGGAGGGGGUUUCGUCACGGGGAGUGCGAGCUGGCCCCAGUACGAUCUUGCUGCACUGGUUGCGCACAGCGUGAAGAUCGGAAAACCUACCAUCGCAGUUGGCAUCAACUAUCGGCUCGGCAUCUUUGGCUUCUUGACCUCUUCAGCCCUGAGAGAGGCCGGUUAUCAGCCCAACAACGGGCUGGACGACCAAAAGCUCGGGUUUCGCUGGGUCCAGAAACACAUCUCUGGCUUUGGUGGGGACCCAACGAGGGUGACUUAUCUAGGGAGCAGUGCUGGCGGCGCGGCUGGUUUUCACCACCUACAGGCCAACGAGCCACUCUUCAGCCAGCUGGUGGCAUUAGGCGGCAGCCCUCUAAUCCAGCCGAUCCCAAUCAACGUGGCUGAGAUCGCAUACGGAAUUGCGAUAGGCGCCCUGGGCCUCGACAAGCUACCACCAGCGGAGCAAGUCCAAGCCCUCCUCGACAUCCCAGCCCAGGACCUACGCAAGAAAUUGGACGGCGCAGGGUUCCCACUGACCGCCGUUGUCGACGAACACUCCAUCAAGGUGACACCCACCCUGACAGGCCUUGCCGACACGGACGCCCUGAAGUCUCUGUUUCCGGGAGUCGGGUGGUGCAAGUCCAUCAUGAUGGGAGAUGCCCAGCUCGACGGCAUGAUUAUCGGAAUCACGGCGCUGGCACAUCGCACCGACAAUCUGGCCACGCUGCCGAUCCUCCACUUCAUCAACGAUAUCGUGUUUGCUCAGGGUGCCAAGGCAACUGCACAGGCCUGGGCCAGAGCCGGGCCACGACUGGGCACCAAGUCCUUCUUGACUCACUUCAACAUGCCCAACCCUUGGGCUGGCCCUUGGCAAGGGCAUGCCUCCCAUGCUCUGGAUGCAGCGAUCGUGCUGGGUAACUUCAACGAGUAUCUCAGUGAUGGGCAGAGGGCUUGCGCUGAGAAGAUGGCCAGUGACUUGCUCACUUUCGUGAACGGUCAGGAUCCCUUCCCGCCAUACUCCGGCGGAGAAGGCGGGGCAUCGAUGGUCUAUUAUGCUGAGGUCGACAGCAAGGAGGAUGCGUCUCGUGUUGUUGAAAACUCGAGUGAAUCCGGUAGGCGCACAGUCCUGGAGGACAUAGCUGGCGGCCAGACCGAAGUGUUGGACAAACUGCUGGGCGCCUUUGGGUUAUUGCUGCAGGGCCCGAAGAGAUAA
This is a messenger RNA of Cryphonectria parasitica EP155, 1548 nucleotides long. RefSeq lists its product as uncharacterized. The record is from RefSeq and is a predicted model, not a curated record. NCBI's taxonomy places the organism in Eukaryota, Fungi, Ascomycota, Sordariomycetes, Diaporthales, Cryphonectriaceae. Bases 1 to 1548 code for a protein of 515 amino acids. The transcript is spliced from 6 exons.